This is a messenger RNA of Entrophospora sp. SA101, 1476 nucleotides long. The record is from the annotation of a GenBank genome assembly. Lineage: Eukaryota; Fungi; Glomeromycota; Glomeromycetes; Entrophosporales; Entrophosporaceae.
AUGUCUUAUGACUUGAUUAUUAUUGGAGCCGGACCAGCUGGAUUAACUGCUGGAAUUUAUGCUAAAAGAGCCCUCUUGAAAUGCCUAAUUUUGGAAAAAUCUUUGUCAGGCGGGAAAUUAAAUAAAACAGCUGAUGUUGAUAAUUAUCCGGGCUUUACCUCGAUUAAAGGACCUGAAUUGGCUGAGGAAAUGACCAAACAUGCCAAUCAUUAUAAAAUUGAUUGGAAAAAAGAGGAAGAAGUGGUAAAAUUAGAGCAAAAAGAAAACAAAUUUAUUGUAAAGACAAACAAAAGCAGUACUUUUAUCAGCAAAACAAUCAUUAUUGCCUCAGGGGCAAUUGAAAAUGAAUUAAAGAUUAAAGGUGAAAGGGAGUUCACGAAUUUAGGAGUUUCCUAUUGUGCAAUUUGUGAUGGCUUUGCUUUUCAGGGCGAGAAGGUAGCAGUAGUGGGUGGUGGUUAUUCCGCUUUGGAAACAGCCCUUUAUAUGAGUAAUAUUGCCAGUCAAGUUUAUCUCAUCCAUCGGCGCAGUGAAUUUCGAGCCGAGAAAGAAAUAGUAGCCAAAGCUAAAAAUAAUCCCAAAAUAACCUUUCUCCUAGACUCUAUCCUAACCGAAAUUCAAGGAGAUGAGGAAGUAAAAAAAGUAAUUAUCAAUAAUUUAACUGAUAAGCAAAAAAGUGUUUGUGAUUCAGAAAAUUAUAUCGCUAUUAAAGACGAUUGCUCGACUGCUGUUCCAGGUUUAUUUGCCGCUGGCGAUGUAGCCAGAAUAAACAAAGACAAAAUUAAACAAGUUGUCACAGCCGUAGCGGAAGGAGCCAUCGCUGCCCAAUCAGUAAUUAAUGACCAACCAAUUAAAUCUGCCGAAGGAAUAAUCACCUACUUGACUAAAUAUUUAGUCAAAUCCUUUCAAAUGCGAGCCAAUAAAGAAUUAGCCGCCAAAGUUGGUUUAUUACCAAACAUGAGAAUUUACAAAUUUUUUCAAACUACUUAUGGUUAUUACAAAGGCAAAAGAUAUCAUCAAGGCGAAAAAAUUCGCAAACCUGAUUAUUAUACACAUUCAUCAACAAUGACUAUGUUUAAAGGCCCUACUGCUUAUACAAUUUUUCGGGAUUUUAUUCAUCCUGCCUUACGACUUUUAAAUCUUCCUAACUUCAAAGAAGUCUCUAAGUACCAGAUAAGAGCAGACACCGAACAAGUCGAACAGGACUUUGCUCCUUAUUUUAGUAAGGAAUUAAAAACAAACCAGAACACCAAAAGUGCUUUAAUUCCAAGCCCUACUGCUUAUACAAUUUUUCGGGAUUUUAUUCAUCCUGCCUUACGACUUUUAAAUCUUCCUAACUUCCAAAAAUUCUCUAAUUACCAGAUAAGAGCAGGUGAUUACGAAAAAUUUGCUCACCAAGCCAAAUUACCCUGGAACAAAGAAAUAAAUAAAUAUGCUCUUGGGGAAGAAGCCGGAGAGAGUAUUAAAAGUCCGGCCUGA